Molecule: messenger RNA, 1651 nt
Organism: Elaeis guineensis (African oil palm)
Lineage: Eukaryota; Viridiplantae; Streptophyta; Magnoliopsida; Arecales; Arecaceae
Product: pectinesterase-like
Biological process (GO): cell wall modification
Molecular function (GO): enzyme inhibitor activity; pectinesterase activity
Source: RefSeq, a predicted model, not a curated record
AUGGCUAAGUUGUUAGCACAUUUCUUUGCCUUCUCUCUCUUUAUGGCCUUCAGGAUUGCAACAAGCGAGCCAAUAUUAAUAUCAUGCCGCCAAACCCCUUAUCCUCAUGUGUGUAGUUCCAUGGUAAGCUCUAGCCCUCUAUUCGCCCAAGCCAAAACACAGUCCGGGUUCCGUCACUUAGCCCUGCAGGCAGCCAUAGACCGAGCAAUUCGAGCACAUGAGCUUGCAUCCACCAUGGAUGUCAGCUCGCUCGAUGAGCGAGUGAAAGCUGCAUGGGCUGAUUGCUUGGAGCUCUGCGAGGACACCAUCGGCAAGCUUAACCGGUCGAUGAGCUCGUCGUCAUAUGACGAUGCUCAGACAUGGCUAAGUGCAGCGAUGGCCAAUCAACAGACAUGUCGAAAUGGAUUUCUUGAGCUUGAUUCUUCCUUUCCCUUGGGGUCAUCACCCUUCAUGUCUUAUAACAUAUCGGAGUCGCUAAGCAACUUGCUAGCCAUUAACAUGGCAACAACUCCCGCCAUGUCAGGUGGUAAUCGUCGGUUGCUCUCCGAUGGGUUCCCGAAUUGGCUAUCUGCCACCGAUCGAAAGCUUCUUCGAUCUUCGACGAUAAAUGCUGAUCUUGUGGUGGCCAAAGAUGGAUCCGGAGAUUACAAAACCAUCUCAGAAGCCAUUGCAGCUGCUAUGAAACAAAGCAGCGGCAAAUCAAGAUUUGUAAUUCAUGUCAAAACCGGUGUAUACGACGAGAAUGUCCAAACAUCAAUGAAGAAUCUCAUGAUAAUUGGAGAUGGAAUGGAUGCUACCGUUGUUACCGGUAGUAAGAAUGUGAAAGAUGGUUCCACGACGUUCCGUUCUGCGACCUUUGCGGUCACCGGCGAUGGCUUCAUCGCCCGAGACAUGACCUUCGAGAACACGGCAGGACCCCAGAAGCAGCAGGCGGUCGCCCUCCGGUCAGGCUCGGACCUCUCGGUCUUCUACCAGUGCAGCUUCAAGGGCUACCAGGACACCCUCUACGUCUACUCCCAGCGGCAAUUCUACCGCAACUGCGACAUCUACGGCACGGUCGACUUCAUCUUCGGCGACGCCGCAGUGGUCCUCCAGAACUGCAACAUGCACGUCAGGAAGCCAAUGAGCGGCCAGAAGAACACGGUGACGGCACAGGGGCGGACCGACCCGAACGAGAACACCGGGAUAUCGAUUCACGAUUCGGCGGUCACGGCAGCAUCGGACCUCAAGCCGGUGCAGGGCUCAUUCGAGACCUAUCUUGGCCGGCCAUGGCAGGAGUACUCCAGGACGGUGUUCAUGAAGACGUCACUAGAUAGCCUUAUUGAUCCAGCAGGGUGGCUCGAAUGGAGUGGAAACUUUGCUCUGAGUACUUUGUAUUAUGGGGAGUACAUGAACACCGGGCCAGGGGCUGAUACUAGUCAGCGGGUGAAGUGGCCCGGAUACCAUGUUAUCACGAGUGCAGCGGAGGCCAGCAAGUUCACAGUGGGGAACUUCCUGUCCGGGAACUCAUGGAUUCCGGCCACUGAGGUCCCAUUCACGUCCGGUCUUUGAGUUGAUCAUAAGCCAAGGCCCUUCCUAUUGUUUGUUACAUGUAUUUUUCGUUUGUAAGUCAAUGAAUAAUAAUGCAGCAAUUGUCACAGUAUUAGUCAUG